GAGUGGAGGGCGUGGCCUUAGCGAGCGUUUCGCGCGAGUGAAAGCAACUUGCUGUCAUUAUUGCCUUAAGGCUCACAUCUUAAACCGCGAGCGUACUACUAACAGUUUUCACCAAACCAUUAACAGUCGCAAGCCAUGAAUGGACUUAGUAAGUAAACUAUAACGUGAAAUAGCAUUAAUUUGUGGAGUAACAUGCACGAGCUGACGUGUUUGUGAAGUCUGCGUCAGAAAUACCUUCAGUACGACCGUAACCCUGGAAUAACUUCUACUGACUUCGGAACAAAACACUUAAAGGCUGCAUCUGGUAUGGCCCGACCAGAGAUGGAAAGCAGGGUAGAAGACCGCAACCCUGGAGCACCACAGAGCUGCAGAAUGGAGGUGCUACGUCAGGAUGCCUGGCAGAGUGGCAGCAUUAUACAGCCCUGCCACCGGCACCGCACCAUUGCCACUCAAACCAGCACUUUGUCUGGACUGCUACCGCACAUCCCCACUCCAGGUGCCUUCAUCUCACCCAGCAUGGGACAACAACAGGACAAUCCACUCAGGAACAAUAUAGGUACAGAACAGGAAAUCUCCAGCCCCAGAGAAAGACAGUUACCCCUGCCUGGUCAACAACUGGACAACCAUAGCUCCUCAGAUGACUCGAUGUCCAGCAGAUCUGCUGGUGGUGAUAAUCCCAGACUGGAGGACCAGGUGGUAGAGAGGGUGGCUAUACAACUGAGGACCAUUGGAGAUGAGAUGAAUGCUGUUUUACUUCAGAGGAACGCUGCCCCCCACUGGCAUAACUGGAGGGGUGUGUACCACGGGCUCAUUGCAUUGGUUGCAGACACCAUCAAUGGUUUCUACCAGCAUGGGUUCAGAUAAACAAACGGGUUGAAGUCACAGGAAGAGUGCAGGCGCUCUUAAUACACUUUUUCUGCUCUGGGACUUUUCUGCAGGAUUGGAUAUCAAUUGUUUCUUUCUUUAUCUGUGACUUUUUUUGUUUGUUUGUUUUUGUAUAUUUUGUAUAUUGGUUUUCUAUCUUUAUCCAGUGGAUUUUGAUGUAGCAUAGUGACUGAAGUGUCCCGGUAUAGAUUUCAGUAGGUGGAGUGAGUGCAUGUGUCUAUCUCUGAAAAAUGUGAAGCACAACCAGUAGGGUUCUCAGCUUGACACGGCUAUUGUUGCCAGUGCAUUAGUGUAUUCCUUUGCAUCUUUGACCACAGCGCUGGGAGGUUGCAUUAAGAUGGGUUGCACUCAAGUAAAGAGAUUGAUUAGAUCUGCAUAGCAUCUCGGGCCCAGAAGUGCUUUAUCUGUCAUGGGUUCUCCUCUCAGCUGCCUUACAGGAGCAAUAAUUGCGCAGUACUAUCAGUCAACAGUGGUGCAGGGCACAUACCCGCACACCAUUAAUGGGAAAUGGGUGAUAAUUGUUAAGACUAACAAGAGAAUGGAAUGUUUUUCAGAGUAAAGUGCAUCACUGUUGGAUUGUGCCUUGCUUGCAUCCUUUUCGAGCCACUUGUGUAUUAAAGCCAUCAGUGACAAUCAAUAGAUGGUGUGCAGGUAAAAUAUCAGUGCACUGUUGCCCCCUACCUGAAUCUACACAUUGGGACACAAAUUUGCCACUGAAAGGAUAGUUCACCCUCAAAUAAAUAUUCUGUCAUAAUUUACUCACUCUCAUGUUGUUCCAAACCCAUUUAAGUUUCCUUCUUCCGUGGAACACAAAAGCAGAACAUUUUACAAUAAGGUUCCAUUUUUUUAUAUUAGUUAACAUGAACUAACAAUGAACAAUACUUCUACAGCGUUUAUUAAUAUUGGUUAGUUAGUUAUAGUAAUGCAUUUUUAAAAUCAAAAGUUGUAUAUGUUAACAUUAGUUAAUGCACUAUGAACUUACACUGAACAAUUGUAUUUUUAUUAAAUAACAUAAACAAAGAUUAAUAAAUGCUGUAAAAAAAAUAUAUAUAUAUAUUGUUCAUGAUGCCUAAUGCAUCAACUAAUGUUAACAAAUGUAACCUUAUUGUAAAGUGUUACCGGAUGUUUAUGUUAUGAAUGUUAGCUUCAAUCACCAUUCACUUUCAAUGCAUCUCUUUUCCAUACAUUGAAAGUGAAUAGUGGCCAAAGCUAACAUUAUGCUUUACAUCUAAUUUCAAGGAAGAAAGAAAGUCAUAUGGGUUUGGAACAAAACGAGAGUGAGAAAAUGAGAGAAGAUUUGUUUUUGGCUGAUCUAUUACUUUAAUUCAUAGACUGCUCACCUCCAAUGGAGGUACUUGUGGGAAAGCCAGACCACUAGUUUGAAUGAAAUGGCUGGUUAGCAGUGUUAAUAUUUGUGUGGAUUAUACCUGUACAUAUAUAUAUUUGUUUUUUAGAAAACAACAAAAGAUAGAAGGAACUGGGAGUUCUCUUUCUUAUGUGGUGUGUAUAUUUUGAUUAAAUGUAAUGACCUAAAAGUACUUAACAUUAAGUUUGUUUCUGUUUCAAACGAGGAAGAACAGUUUGUUGUGUUCUUAAAUUGUUUUGGACCGACACUGGGUCACAAUUAAUGUUCUAAAAAUCCAGUGGAUUUCUUCCUAUUUGCAAAUUUAUUGACAUUUGAAUAUCUGAAGUGGUAUAAAGUAAUGAAAAAUCCCCAUUAACGUGCUUGCGUAUAGAAAUCGCAGAAAAGCACAGGCUAAUUUAUUUAGUUUGUCCAUUUGUAUGUUUGGCUAUUUAGAUGAAAUAUUCCUAAAUCUUUUGAAAUUAUCAAGUGGAUUAAAUGAGCAUGGAGAAAAAAAUUAGUGUGGUGUUCAAUGGAUCAAAAAUCUCUGUAACUUAUUUGUGAACAUUCCCCUAAACAAGUCUCUUCUGCUGUAAUUUGUCUACAAAUAGGAUGAGAGUAAUAAAAAAUAAAACUGAGCCAAACUUCCAACAUACUUGAACAGACAUGUUCUAUGUGAAUCAAUGUGAGGGCCUUCUGUUGUUUUCAGAUACUGUUUUUCCAGAUGCCUUUAACUGGAUUGCCUUUACACUUUCAUAACACUGUAAUGGCUUUCAAGUACUUCCCACAAAAAAAAAAAAAAAAAAAAAAACUGUAGGCAAUCAGGGGGAAAACUCUUCUAACCACUCGGUUUUGUUUUUCAUAUGGGUGCACAAUUUUCAUGGCAUUAUGUGGACCGGAGUUAUACUUCCUGUGUCUCAUGACUUCCUGUGUCAAACAUGUGUGUGGUCUGCUUCCUGUGACCACUCUGUGACUGAUACCUUUGUUCUCCGAUAAAGCCCCUCACUGAGGGAAAGGCCUUACGUGUACUUACAAAUCCACACUACUCAAGCUCAAGUCAGACCCAUUUUCUAGCUUUGUACUUUUGCCAUAUGGAUUUUCUAUGUAAAACUUCUAUAUUAAUUUUUUUUUAUUGUUUUUUCCUUACCAUUUUCAAUAAAUAUAAG
Xyrauchen texanus (razorback sucker) is the source of this 3393-nucleotide messenger RNA. It is a transcript of the gene bbc3, whose product is annotated as BCL2 binding component 3. Lineage: Eukaryota; Metazoa; Chordata; Actinopteri; Cypriniformes; Catostomidae. The record is from RefSeq and is a predicted model, not a curated record. Gene Ontology annotation, biological process: positive regulation of release of cytochrome c from mitochondria; intrinsic apoptotic signaling pathway; positive regulation of apoptotic process. The transcript is spliced from 4 exons. Gene Ontology annotation, cellular component: mitochondrion. Bases 307 to 864 code for a protein of 185 amino acids.